This is a messenger RNA of Andrographis paniculata, 1333 nucleotides long. RefSeq names its product pro-cathepsin H-like. Gene Ontology annotation, molecular function: cysteine-type endopeptidase activity. The coding region runs from base 33 to 1118 and encodes 361 amino acids. The transcript is spliced from 8 exons. Gene Ontology annotation, cellular component: lysosome. Lineage: Eukaryota; Viridiplantae; Streptophyta; Magnoliopsida; Lamiales; Acanthaceae. Gene Ontology annotation, biological process: immune response. The record is from RefSeq and is a predicted model, not a curated record.
CCACUAGAGUAACUGUCAACUGCACAAUCCACAUGGCUCAUACGUUGCAGCUCCUCCUCGUCGCCGGAUUUCUGAUCGCCUGCGCCGCCGCGUCACUCCGCGGAUCGGAUUUCCUCGAGGAAAAUCGUAUCAGACAGGUUGUCGAUGGCAUGCACGAGUUGGAGACCUCUAUACUCGGAAUUGUAGGCAACUCGCGCCGCGCUCAAUCGUUCGCUCGCUUUGCUCGUAGGUACGGGAAGAGGUAUGAGAAUGCUGAGGAGAUUAAGAGAAGGUUCAAGAUCUUCUCAGAGACGUUGAAAAAGAUCAGAGUGCAUAACCAGAAGAAUCUGUCUUACACUUUGGGAAUUAACAAGUUUGCUGAUAUGACUUGGGCUGAGUUCCGCAAGCAUAAGUUGGGAGAACCUCAAGAGUUUGACUGCAGCGAUUCAAGAAAAGGCAAUCACAAGCUAACUCACGAAAACCUUCCUGAAUCGGUAGACUGGAGGAACUCUGGCAUCAUCGGCCCUGUCAAAGAUCAAGGUCACUGCGGAUCUUGCUGGGCUUUCAGCGCAACGGGAGCACUUGAGGCUGCAUAUGCUCAAGCAUAUGGUGUGAACAUUUCUCUGUCGGAGCAACAGCUCGUUGAUUGCGCUGGAGCAUUCAACAACUUUGGUUGCAAUGGCGGAUUGCCUUCUCAAGCCUUUGAAUACAUAAAAGACAACGGUGGGAUCGACACUGAAAGUUCAUAUCCCUACACGGCAGAGGAUGGCAUUUGCCAAUACAAACCCGAAAAUGCUGUAGUUAAAGUACAGGACUCCGUCAAAAUCACUAUGUACGCCGAGGACGAACUCAAGAAUGCAGUGGCAUUAGUUCGUCCGGUCACCGUGGCUUUUGAGGUUGUUGACGACUUCCGUUCAUACAAAAGCGGCGUUUACACCAGCGAUGAAUGCUUCGCCGAACCGUGGGAUGUGAACCAUGCUGUUCUUGCGGUUGGCUAUGGAGUCGAAGACGGCGUCCCGUAUUGGCUGAUCAAGAACUCGUGGGGCGACGAUUGGGGCGAUAACGGCUACUUCAAGAUAGAGAUGGGCGAGAACAUGUGUGGCGUCGCCACCUGUGCAUCGUACCCGAUUAUCGCGUAGUCGGCGGCGGCGGCGGCGGCAUGUUGCUGGAGAACUUGAUGCAUAUGUAUCUAUCUAUGUAUGGUUGUAAUAAAGGUGAAGAAGAACCAGGCAGGUAUUGGUAUGGUACGUUCUAUGUUGUCCCUUCUUCUUCAUGCAUUAUUAGCUUGGAAUAAUUCCUGUAUCAUUUUAAUGAUAAUUAAUUAUUGAGGAAUUAAUAUUAUGUUUAACUUGAA